Messenger RNA from Closterium sp. NIES-67, 3210 nucleotides. NCBI's taxonomy places the organism in Eukaryota, Viridiplantae, Streptophyta, Zygnematophyceae, Desmidiales, Closteriaceae. The record is from the annotation of a GenBank genome assembly.
CAGUGUGGACACACCUGAAACAACCGCUUGGCCAACAGAACUUGCCUGGCCGCAGGUUUCCUAUCACCAGUUCGUGCUACACCAGUUUUCUACUUUGCGGAUUGGCCAACAAACAUUGGACAAAGAUAUCCCAACCCAUAUCGAAGCCCCCCUUAUGCUACACAUUUUUUUCCACGCAAGCCUCGACAGCUGCUCGCCAAGUGCACUCAGUCAGGUGAGACAUGAGUUCCUUUCACCCCACUCUCGUUUCCAGACUCCUUGGGUGCAGAACAUACUUUUGAAGAUUAACUAUUGUGCAGUCACUGAAGUGAAUACUGCCCUCGUAUGCAAAUUCUUUAGCGAUACCAAAUUCUCUCACUUUGGGGAGGAGGCGAGGGUAGUUUUCUCCAUGGUCGGCACCUCCAGGGUUGCGGAUUUGACCCCGUAGCACGACAAAUUCAUAUGACACGGCGCCAAAUCCGGUGCUGACGUGGCGUAUCCGCAUGCCAGGGAUGAGGAUUCACCUCAUACGUGACGAUACGUCCGCCCUGUUAUGACCCUAGCCUAGAUUUCUAUAUAUCCUAGCAGCACCACACUUCCGUACUUUCUUGAAAUCCCUGUUUUAACCACUUCCCAGCAGCGCCCCAUAUCCCAGCAGAACCCCAUUACACCCUAUGCCUGGUCUUACCAGGUCCCGUAAGAAGUUCCCAUGCUUUGUUAAGGUGUGUGCACGCGUAUACUUGUAGAGACAUUUACGGUUGAAGUGGCUUAUCAAACUCAUACAUUCAUCUUAGUGUGAUAUUCACUCAUUAUGCGUAACAGCCCACUGCUAUUCACUCAUUAUGCGUAACAGCCCGCCGCCCAACAGCCCUCUUCCCCCCUGCCCUCCGCCGCCCGACAGAACUCCGCCGCUCAGCAGCAGUCCUCUCCUCUGCUCUCCUCCGCCCAGCAGCACCCCUCCCCCUUCCUCUCCGCCGCCCAGCAGCACACCUCCUCCCUGCUCUCCUCCGCCCAGCAGCACCCCUCGCCCCUGUCCUCCGCCACCCAGCAGCACUGCUCACCACUGCUCUCCUCUGCCCAACAGCACUCUUCCCCCCUGCCCUCCGCCGCCCAACAGAACUCUGCCGCUCAGCAGCAGUCCUCUCCUCUGCUCUCCUCUGCCCAGCAGCACCCCUCCCCCCUGCCAUCCUCCGCCCAGCAGCACUCCUCCCCGCCGCUCCCGUCCGCUUCUCAGCACUCUUUCCCCCCUCUCUCCUCCGCCCAGCAGCACUCCUCCCCUGUGCACUCGAACCACCUAAUGCACUCCUCCCAGCUGCCCUCCACCAUUUUUUCCCCCUCUCAGCCGCUGCAAUACACCUCUGAUCUACCCUGACCAGUUGCACUCCUCUCAUGUGCUCUCCAACGCCCUGCUGCCCUCUUCAUCGCCUCUACUUUCAUCUGGCCAACCACCAUCCUGUUCCCCUCACUCCUCUUCCGCCCAGCUGUGCCCUUCACCUCUGCGCUCCGAUUCCCAUUUCAGUAACACUGCGACACCAACCGCAGGGAUCCUACGUGUUCCCGUAGCUGCGUUUUCUGCUCCCGCUCCUCACCCACACGUGCAGCCUCAACAUGAUGCAUGUUCGGACCCGGCUUCGGCCAUUGCCGCAAACCCCAACCCCUCUGCAGCCCAACGUGAUACACAUGUACCUGAGGCGCCCGUGCAGGCCAUGCGCUCUCCGCGUGUGGUGAGAGGGAAGAAGGUCCAUGCUGCCGAAGACCGCGAUUGGCUGAGCGACGACGACUCGUUUCUUGACUCGGAGGAGAUGGAGUGGGAUGAUGGUGACUUUGUCGAUGGUCCACACACAGCAGUGGAUCAACCGACAAGGGCGGAGGUCAACCAGCAAGGACAAGCAUGGCAGCUGCCCUCCUCCACCCAUCAGCCCUCCUCUUCCCAGGGCCGGCGCCAGAGGCAUGUCCCCACCUCCGUGCCAUGUACCUCGCAGCAGGCCCCAGGCGAUGAGCUUUUGACAGCGGAAGUGCCGCUUGUCAUAGGCACCACAUGUGCAGCAACUGAUACGGUUACCCGGGCCAAUCUUUGAAGCGCAACGUCGUCGGAAUCAAGAGCUGCAACGGCGGGUUUUGGAGUUGGAGGCGGAGUUGACGCGUCGCAGUAUGGGUCCAGCACCGGCCCAGCAGGGUGGCAUGCCCAGCACGGUCGGCGGUGGGCUGCAACACCGGGAAGUUGUGCGGGUGAUGGUCGGAACUGCUGAUCCGGUUUUGGCGCCUAGUGGCCACAACAUGUGGCCGCGUCGGCAGCGCAAUUUCGAGCGAGAGUUUGCAGACAAGUAUCUUGACCGGCGGCCUAUAGAUUACACGCAAAUGACGCCGAAGCAGAAGUCGUGGGCCGAGCGGCUCGUUUCGGCGUUCGAAUCGGUCCCUAGUGUCAAAACGAACCUUCCUGAGUACAUGAUCAAGGCUAUCGAAAUACUCUUCUUCCUCGCAAGCAACGAAGGCUUCACCAUGUGGCCUACCAGUACCAAGAUCCUCGAUGCCUUGUUCAUAGCUCUUGGAUGGAGAGGCGAGGAGAAGAGGAUGUUUUUGACGCUUGUGUACGCCCUUGACACAACAAGGUGGGACACAAUCCGCGCGAGCAUCACCACAUGGCGGAACAAGGUGCUGACUAAGGGACGGCUGCAUGUCUAUGAGGCCUUUGACCUCUUGGUCAACCGCCCGACGGUGCGACGUAUGGAGCACGGCGCCGCCACGUUCACCAUGUCUUUGUGGCACAUGCGCGCACGCAACAUUCCAUUCGGAACGGCUCUAUUCGUCGUGGCGAUCAUAGACUCUUUUUCUCGUCCGACAUCGCCUACCAUCAUUUUACCACUGAAGCUUCUCGCAUUUUGGCUCCAUGGGGUUGAGCAUCGAGUGCUCCAUGAAAACCAAGAUAAGUCCAAAAGUUCUUGCGUUAAUCACAACCAAGUGGAGGUGUACUAUAACCACCUCCGUAACUGGGCGCUUGAAGCAAUUGCCGCCGGCACGGAUGGCGAUGGGCCAUGGUGGGACGAGAAUGUGAAGGCUUGGGCAUUUUCGGAGAGCCAUGUAGUAUUUAUAAGUGCAGAUGGGUUGUCUGCAGUGCCACGUGCUUGCAGGUAGAGAAUUAUUACCUUAAAUAAAUAAUUAGGAUUCAUGAGUGCUUCGUGCAAUCUGUCUUUCAGAUGAUUUAAUGCACGUUUAGAUUUUGUGCUAUUAAAA